Messenger RNA from Ambispora gerdemannii, 150 nucleotides. The record is from the annotation of a GenBank genome assembly. NCBI's taxonomy places the organism in Eukaryota, Fungi, Glomeromycota, Glomeromycetes, Archaeosporales, Ambisporaceae.
AUGAGUAGAAAAAAACAGCUUCUUGAUUUACUCUCUUGGAUAAGAAAGGUUGUUCAAGAUAUAAAAAUGAAAUAUGAGACGGGGAUAGUGAUUCCAAUCAGAUUGUUUUUCUGCGAUUCUUCUGUCAGUUGUUGGAAUCGUGAAGGAUAG